AUGUCAAUUUACAACGAGUCAAACUACGAAGAAGCACUAAAAACAUACUUGGGUGCGGCAAUUGAGGAUGUAAUAUCGCUCAAAUCGCUAAGCAUGCACGAUAAGGAUCUUUCAUACUUCAUUAUCAACAAUAUUUCAAAAAUAGAUAGAAAGUACAGAUUUAACGGUAAUCUGGUAAUUUACAGGCUCAGAGAGAUCUCUACAAAGCAGAUGAACAGGCUUAUAAGCUUUAGGGCACGUGUCACACGCACAACCGCCAUAUAUCCUGAGCUGAUGAGCGCAAAGAUGAAGUGUGCAUCGUGCAAAUCUGUGACGAGGGAGACCACGAACUACCAGAGUUUCAAGUGUGUGAACCAUUUGUGUCCUAACAGAAAAAAUUACAAGGUCAUUCCUGUUCGUUUUAGGGAUUACCAGCGGAUAAGCGUGCAGGAGGUGGAUGCCGAUAUCAUUGGGGGGUAUCUGCCCAGGUCACUAGAGAUUGUUGUGUUGGACGAUUUGACCGAGAAGGUAAAACCUGGUGAGGUGGUUAUUUUUAAUGGAGUGGUGAAAAUUGAGAAGAACCUGCGGAUGAAAAAGGUGCUGAAACGGACAGAAUCGGUGAUAAGCGCGGAGGAAGACCAUCUAAAAAUCGUGUUUGAGGCUAUGAGUGUUGAGAAGGAAAGCAAGCACGAGCUGGACAAGGACAAAAUUCUGAGGAAGGUGAGCAGUAUCCCCAAUUUGUAUGAGACCCUUUCGCAGAAGCUUUUUCCAUCGAUAUACGGCCAUAAGAACAUAAAGAAUGCUAUUUUACUGAUGAUGGUAGGCGGCAGCUCAACAAAACGAAAGAACAUCAAUAUCUUGUUGCUUGGUGAUCCGGGUGCUGCAAAGAGCCAGUUUUUGAAACAGGUGCCCGCGAUUUACACGACCGGUAAAACGGCAAGCGGGGUCGGACUCACAGCUGCAGUGACCAGGAACGAGAACGAAAAUGUGGUUGAGGCGGGUGCACUGGUGCUGGCUGACAACGGGAUAUGCUGCAUCGACGAAUUUGAUAAGCUGAGCGUCACUGACAGGACGGCACUGCAUGAAGCGAUGGAACAGCAGACAGUGACUAUUAACAAAGCAGGAAUACACGUAACACUGAAUGCACGUGCAAGUGUGUUGGCGGCAGCCAAUCCGAGAGGAGGGCGGUAUGACAGAAAAAAAAGCUUACGAUACAAUGUGAGCCUGAGCGAUGCUGUUAUGAGCAGGUUUGAUCUAUUCUACGUGAUUGUAGACGAAGUAGAUGAGAGCAAUGACAGGCGGAUAGCGAGGAGAGUGAUCAAUAACCAUCUUGGUUUUGAUCAGUUCGACGUGGUCGCAGGCGAUGAACACGGACAAAAGGAAAACGCACUGAACGAACAAAGGGAAGCUUUAGACCACGUUGAUGACCUGAAAGAGAUCGAGCAAGUUUACAACCAGGAGAUGGACAUGACUAAAGAUGAAAUCCUCGUUUAUAUAGAACAUGUGAAGAACAGAAAGCCGAAGAUGACCGAAGAGGCAGAAAAACUGAUCAUAGAGAAGUAUAAAAAACUGAGAAUGCAGAACACGGUGAACCAUAAGAACUACACAGUCGGGGUGCGAACAUUGGAGAGCAUGAUACGGCUGAGCGAGGCCCUGGCAAAGCUUUACUGCAGUGACGUUGUGUGUACGUAUGUUGAGGAAGCGUACCGGCUGAUAACCGGCAGUAUGCUGGAAAUUAAAAUGGAGGACAUCCAAAUCAACGAUACGGUAUUGAACAACAAAGACGUGGAGAGCAUUUUGAACACCUUCGUUUAUAUUCUUAAAACCAAGGAACGGCUGACCAAGGAGGAUCUUGUGAUCUAUUACAUAGGUAGCAUUGAGGACAAGAUAAUGAGCGAAGAGAUGCUGGGCGAGGAGCAGAAGCGAGCGGAGAAUGUGCUGGAAUGGCUGAUCAAUAAGGAGGGCGUAUUCUACGAGAAUGAAGGGUACGUGUAUGUGCAUCCAAACUACGAUGCGUAAGUCGGUCAUAAAUAAAUAAGUUAGUGGUAGCUGAACGCGUUUGUUUGGGUGUUGCUGCUGUGUGAAGAGAUAAGCAAACAACUUUUAGUAAAAAGGUAGCAGCUGAACGCGUUGGAACAGCUCAGGAAUUAAAAACAGCAUUGUUAGAACUUAUACAUCUUCAGAUCAACAUCAAAUGAAGUAUCCUUUAA
Vavraia culicis subsp. floridensis is the source of this 2189-nucleotide messenger RNA. RefSeq lists its product as uncharacterized. Gene Ontology annotation, biological process: double-strand break repair via break-induced replication; mitotic DNA replication. Gene Ontology annotation, cellular component: MCM complex; nucleus. The record is from RefSeq and is a predicted model, not a curated record. Gene Ontology annotation, molecular function: ATP binding; single-stranded 3'-5' DNA helicase activity; single-stranded DNA binding. NCBI's taxonomy places the organism in Eukaryota, Fungi, Microsporidia, Pleistophoridae. Bases 1 to 1998 code for a protein of 665 amino acids. The transcript has a single exon.